This is a messenger RNA of Suillus fuscotomentosus, 1695 nucleotides long. Its product is annotated as serine carboxypeptidase S28-domain-containing protein. Gene Ontology annotation, molecular function: dipeptidyl-peptidase activity; serine-type exopeptidase activity. NCBI's taxonomy places the organism in Eukaryota, Fungi, Basidiomycota, Agaricomycetes, Boletales, Suillaceae. Gene Ontology annotation, biological process: proteolysis. The record is from RefSeq and is a predicted model, not a curated record. Bases 128 to 1672 code for a protein of 514 amino acids. The transcript has 11 exons.
GCGAAGCAAGUAGCACAUGUCUCGAUCAGAACUUCGGAAGUGUGGUGCCUCGCCGUGGCUAUAAAAGGUCUUUUCUUGACCAUCAUCAUGUUGUUGAGUGCCAUCCCUGUCAUCAAUGUUCAACAUAAUGUGGGCCCUUGCGUCGCUGCUGCUUGCAAGUCUUGUCCGAGCAGCUAUCCCCAACGCAAUGCUUCGCGGCAGGCCUUCUCUCCCAAAGCUCCCACUGCCGGAUCGUUUCAUCACUCCGCCGAAUGGCACGGUACUCCCACCCAUUACGACUGUCUAUUACUUUGAUCAGCUCAUCGACCACAAUAAUCCAGACCUCGGGACUUUCCAGCAGCGGUAUUGGAUGAACUGGGAGUUUUACGAGCCCGGUGGCCCCAUCAUCUUGAUGACACCCGGAGAAGAUCCCGGGGAUGACUCCGUGGUCUUCACUACCAAUGAAACCAUCAACGGUCUCAUCGCUCAACAACAGAAUGGUGCAGUCAUCAUCAUCGAACACCGUUUCUUUGGCUAUUCAAAUCCAUACGACAACCUCACGUCACAAUCUCUCGCGCUCCUUACCAUCCAGCAGGCCAUUGAUGAUCUCGAGUAUUUCGCGAAAACUGCUGACCUUCCCAUGCCUGGGGGUAAUGCUGUGAAACCAGGUCAGACCCCUUGGAUACUGAGCGGAGGAAGCUACUCGGGGGCCCUCACAAGUUGGACGAUGGUCAACAAACCAGGACUUUUCUGGGCCGCAUAUGCAUCCUCUGCGGUCGUAGAAGCAAUCACUGACUAUUAUGGCUAUUUCACCCCUAUUCGCGAGUACAUGCCGCAGAACUGUUCCUCUGAUGUAGAGGCAGUGAUUACCUACCUGGAUGAGUUGUACGGAGCUAACGACAUGGCUGGAAUCCAGACCCUCAAGGAGGCAUUUGGCCUCGGCGAUGUCGUACACGUAGAUGAUUUCGCCAGUGCAAUUCAAUCCAACUUGUUCGACUGGCAAAAUCUGCAGCCUGAUGCCGGCCCAGGAGCAAUGUUCUUCCAGUUCUGUGAUGCACUCGAGGUUAAGAACGGUGUCAGUGCCGGACCUGAGGGAUGGGGACUUGAAAACGCCAUCAAAUCUUGGGGAAACUUUUGGAAUACUACAUACUACUACGACGAUGUCUGUGGAUCCGAGGAUGCUGAAGCUUGUUUUGGGACGUAUGACACGAGCCAGCCCUACUGGACUAAUGUUACCGUGAAUAAUGCAGAGAGGUCGUGGUUUUGGAUGGUAUGCAAUCAAGUCGGAUGGUACCAGGUUGGUCCUCCUGAGGGCCAGCCUGCAAUUGUGAGCCGCAUCCUCCAACCCAUUUACGAUCAGCGCCAAUGCGUAAACAUGUUUCCUCAAGCGUUCACCUAUCCACCCCAGCCGACCACUACACAGAUCAAUGCAAUGUAUACCGGUUGGAACGUGAAUGUUCCACGUCUCUUCUUCGCCAACGGCCUGCGCGACCCUUGGCGUGAAUCAACUGUCUCUGCUGAUGGACUGAAUAAGCCUGACAAUCCCAGCAUGCCGAUCUAUGAGGGUGAUGGAUUCCAUGGCUCGGAUUUUAUCACGAAGAAUGGCAUUGUAGACCCAACUGUCGCGGUCGUGCAGGAAGCAGCAUUAAGGUACAUGAAGGAGUGGCUUGCUGAGUGGAGGCCGUCCGCAUGAUUGCAGCCACUCCAUUUUCUCUG